Messenger RNA from Raphanus sativus (radish), 2522 nucleotides. Its product is annotated as protein ACTIVITY OF BC1 COMPLEX KINASE 7, chloroplastic. The transcript is spliced from 16 exons. The record is from RefSeq and is a predicted model, not a curated record. Bases 261 to 2381 code for a protein of 706 amino acids. NCBI's taxonomy places the organism in Eukaryota, Viridiplantae, Streptophyta, Magnoliopsida, Brassicales, Brassicaceae. Gene Ontology annotation, biological process: regulation of response to reactive oxygen species.
UUUCAAUAAAAGGACAAGACUUUGUUUUUCGUUUUGAAGGUAGAAAAAAAAUCAGAGGAGAACAACACACGUCUCAUAAGCACAACACCAUUACGCAACUCUCUCCUCUCUCUCUCUCUCUGUUCCAACUCCAAGAGAGAAUCCUUUGCUUUAACAGCAGAUUCUUUGGAUUACUGUAACGAAAAGAAUCUGGGUCUGGGUUGAUUUCUCUCACACCAGUCAACCCAAUUCAAGACUCAACUUAAAGGUUUUGCUGGAAAAUGGCGGCGCUAUUAGCUUCUCAGAGCUGCUGCUACGCCAGCGAGACAUCAAGAACCACCAAAGCUAUUGGUUUCAGUAGCUCUCUCGAGAAUCCUCUCACUGUGGAAUCCACUCACUCUUUUCUCACCAAGUCCAAGAGGUUCCGUAUUGAGAUGAGACAAUCAGAGACUCCUUCCAAGCCUGGAAUCAAUGGACGUUCAGUCAAAAUGGUUCCAUCCAGUGAGGUUGUCAAAAGGAAAGACGGUGUGAAUAACGUAAACAAAGUGAAUGGUUCAGCUGGAAAAGUUGUCAAUGGAUCGAGUUUGGUUACUAGUAGAAGAAACAUGAACGGUUCUGCUGCGUCUUCUUCAACUUUGGUUAAGCCUCCCACAAAGCAAAGAACAGAAUCUUUCCUUCCUCCACCUGUUGAAGGCGUUAGAGUUCUUCCUUCUGAUGAAGGUUUUAGCUGGGCUGAUGAGAACUACAGCUCGUUUCAACGCAGUGUUGAUGUUUGGUCGUUUGUUCUCGCCCUCAGGAUUCGUGUCUUGUUCGACAAUGCCAAGUGGGCUUACAUCGGAGGGUUCACAGAAGAAAAACAGAAAAGCAGAAGAAGAGAAACAGCUUCAUGGUUGAGAGAGAGUGUACUGCAGCUUGGACCAACGUUUAUCAAAUUGGGACAGUUGUCUUCAACUAGAUCCGAUCUGUUUCCUCGUGAGUUCGUUGAUGAGCUUUCCAAGUUGCAGGAUAGAGUCCCUGCUUUCUCUCCAGAGAAAGCAAGGCGUUUCAUCGAGACCGAGCUUGGAGCUCCUAUUAGUGUAAUGUAUAAAGAAUUUGAAGACCAACCCAUAGCUGCAGCUAGCCUUGGCCAGGUACACAGAGCUGUGUUGCACAAUGGAGAGAAAGUGGUUGUGAAAGUCCAAAGACCUGGACUCAAGAAACUCUUCGAUAUUGAUCUACGAAACUUGAAGUUGAUUGCUGAGUAUUUCCAGAAAAGUGAAACGUUUGGUACAAAUGACUGGGUUGGUAUAUACGAAGAAUGUGCCACGAUCUUGUAUCAAGAGAUUGACUACAUAAACGAAGCUAAGAACGCAGACAAGUUCAGAAGAGACUUCAGGAACAUAAGCUGGGUCCGAGUACCUUUGGUCUACUGGGAUUACUCUGCCAUGAAGGUCUUGACUUUGGAGUAUGUACCAGGUAUCAAGAUUAACAAGCUAGACGCCUUAGCUGCACGUGGUUAUAACCGUUCAAGAAUAGCAUCUCGAGCCAUUGAAGCUUAUCUUAUCCAGAUACUCAAAACGGGUUUCUUCCAUGCGGAUCCUCACCCGGGGAAUCUAGCCAUUGAUGUAGACGAAUCAAUCAUCUACUAUGACUUUGGCAUGAUGGGAGAGAUCAAAACAUUUACUCGAACGAGAUUGCUUGAUCUCUUCUAUUCUGUUUAUGAAAAAGAUGCCAAAAAGGUCAUGCAAAACCUUAUAGAUCUUGAAGCACUCCAGCCCACUGGAGAUCUUUCAUCGGUAAGGAGAUCUAUUCAGUUCUUCUUGGACAAUCUAUUAAGCCAAUCCCCAGAUCAGCAACAGACUUUGGCAGCUAUUGGAGAGGACUUGUUUGCAAUUUCACAGGAUCAGCCAUUCCGCUUCCCAUCAACUUUCACAUUUGUCAUCAGAGCAUUUUCCACACUUGAGGGUAUUGGUUACAUCCUUGAUCCAGACUUUUCCUUUGUGAAGGUUGCUGCUCCCUAUGCGCAGGAACUCCUGGAUUUAAAACAAAAGCAAAAUUCGGGAACUCAACUUGUCCAACAAAUAAGGAAACAGGCAGACGACGCUAGGUCUUCUACACUGUCCAUGCCAUCCCGAGUGCAGCGCAUAGAAGAGUUCGUUAAAGAACUUGAUUCAGGCGAUCUAAAACUCCGUGUCAGAGUUCUUGAGUCGGAAAGAGCAGCUAGGAAAGCGACAAUACUGCAGAUGGCGACAAUGUACACAGUAUUUGGAGGAACUCUGCUUAACAUUGGGGUUACGUUUAGCAACCAAGGAAGUCAGCUUGUUGCUAAUGGAUCCUUCGUUGGUGCAGGUAUAUUCAUGUUAUUGGUAUUGAGAUCUAUGCAAAGGGUAAAUAAGCUUGAUAAGUUUGAGAAGAUGAUAUGAUGAUGAUGAUUCUUUUGAAGCGCUCCCAAAAAAUCAAAUAUAGAAUUGUGAUGUAUAGCAGUAUAAAAAAUUAUAAAUGUAUAAAAAAGAAACUAUUUCAAAUAUUCAGAUAAAUAGAAAGUCAAAAGUGUAUCUGAAACA